Molecule: messenger RNA, 1776 nt
Organism: Closterium sp. Naga37s-1
Lineage: Eukaryota; Viridiplantae; Streptophyta; Zygnematophyceae; Desmidiales; Closteriaceae
Source: the annotation of a GenBank genome assembly
AUGUGGGGUGGGGUUGUGCAGACCACGACGAUCGACGAGUACAGGAAGCACAUUGAGAAGGACCCGGCGCUCGAGAGGCGGUUCCAGCCGGUGCAGGUGCCGGAGCCAUCGGUUGAUGAGACGAUUCUCAUUCUCAAGGGGCUGAGGAAGCGAUAUGAGAUUCACCACAAGCUCAAGUACACGGAUGAGGCUCUUGCUGCUGUCGCCCAGCUGUCCUACCAGUACAUCAGGAAGCACAUUGAGAAGGACCCGGCGCUCGAGAGGCGGUUCCAGCCGGUGCAGGUGCCGGAGCCAUCGGUUGAUGAGACGAUUCUCAUUCUCAAGGGGCUGAGGGAGCGAUAUGAGAUUCACCACAAGCUCAAGUACACGGAUGAGGCUCUUGCUGCUGCCGCCCAGCUGUCCUACCAGUACAUCAGUGACCGCUUCCUGCCAGACAAGGCAAUCGACCUGAUCGACGAGGCAGGGUCCCGCGUGCGGCUGCAGCACGCGCAGCUGCCAGAGGAGGCCAAGGAGCUGGACAAGCAGCUGCGGCAGAUCACCAAGGAGAAGAACGAGGCCGUGCGCAACCAGGACUUUGAAAAGGCCGGCGAUUUGCGCGACCAGGAGAUGGACCUGAAGACGCAGAUCAACGCCAUCAUGGAGAAGAGCAAGGAGACGAACAAGGCGGAGAUCGAAGCUUCCGGCGGCGCGAUCGGCCCAACAGUCACCGAAGCGGAUAUUCAUAACAUUGUGUCCGCGUGGACGGGGAUUCCGGUGGAGAAGGUGUCGAGCGAUGAGAGCAAUAGGUUGCUGCAGAUGGAGGGGACGCUGCACAAGCGCGUGAUUGGCCAGGACGAGGCGGUGAAGGCGAUUUCCCGCGCGAUCCGGCGCGCCCGCGUCGGGCUGAAGAAUCCCAACCGUCCGAUUGCGAGCUUCAUCUUUUCCGGGCCGACGGGAGUGGGGAAAUCGGAGCUGGCAAAGUCCCUCGCGGCGUAUUAUUUCGGGUCAGAGGAGGCGAUGGUUCGGCUUGAUAUGUCUGAGUUCAUGGAGAGGCACACUGUGUCGAAGCUGAUUGGGUCGCCGCCCGGUUACGUGGGGUACAGUGAGGGCGGGCAGCUGACUGAGGCGGUGCGAAGGCGGCCGUACACUGUGGUGCUGUUUGACGAAAUUGAGAAGGCUCAUCCUGAUGUGUUUAACAUGAUGCUGCAGAUUCUGGAGGACGGGCGUCUGACGGACAGCAAGGGCCGCACCGUCGAUUUCAAGAACACCCUCCUCAUCAUGACGUCGAAUGUUGGUUCAUCCGUGAUCGAGAAGGGUGGUGGAGGCAUCGGCUUCCAGCUGGACUACGGCGAGAAGGAUACGAGCUACAACAGAAUCAAGUCGCUCGUGAAUGAGGAGCUGAAGCAAUACUUCAGGCCGGAGUUCCUGAACCGGCUGGACGAGAUCAUUGUGUUCCGACAGCUGACGAAGCAGGAGGUGAAGGAGAUCAGCGACAUCAUGCUCAAAGAGGUGUUUGACCGCCUCAAGAAGAAGGACAUUGAUCUUCAGGUGACCGAGCGGUUCAGAGACAGGGUGGUGGACGAGGGCUACAGCCCUUCAUACGGCGCCCGGCCGCUGCGCCGAGCUAUCAUGAGGCUUCUUGAAGACAGCAUGGCAGAGCGAAUGCUCUCAGGGGAGAUCAAGGAGGGCGACAGUGCUAUCAUUGAUGUGGAUGCGGACGGGAAUGUGACUGUUCUGAACGGCAACACUGGCACAGCCACGUCCACCGCCAUUGAGGCUCCUGCUGGGAUCUCCUAG